AUGACGAGAACGGUACGGAGUAGCGGCUCGAAGAACAGCGGUUCAAAGAACAGCAGUUCAAAGAACGACGAUUCAAAUAAUACCAGUAAUACACGAUCGUAUCAAUUGCAAUUCCAGGAGUUGCAGGAUAUUCUGGAUCAGGAGUCGGAGAAAUUGAUACAUUUAAAGACAUCGUAUAUUCAACAGAAUGUCGCGAUUGCUAAGGAGAAUUCUUUGUUAAAAAUUAAAUUGAACGAAAUGGAGACAAAAGUUAGUGGGUUGAUCCAGGAGAAUGUUGCUGUAAGAUCACAUUUGAGUAUGGCACAAUUGAAAUAUAAACAACAAUUGACCGAUAAAUUACAAAAUAUGGAACAAGAUUUACUUUUACGAUUUCAAUCUAUUCUAGAUAUGUUUCAACAAGUUAGAGUCCAAGAAAAUUUACCCGCUGGUCACUCCCUAAAGAAUGCUCUGCGUUCUACUGUAAUGCAAUUACCACCAUCAUCAUUGCCAACAUCGAAAGACUCACAUACAGUGCAUACAACACUUUCAGGACCUUCCUCGGCUUCUUCUUCCUCAGUGUCACCUUCGGUGAACUCCACAUCCUCAAGAAAGAGAAGGAAAAGUUCAAGGAGACAAUCAAUGUUUGUUCCAAGCGAUUUUGAGUUCCCUGUUGAUAAUGAUCUCCCAAUAGAAAAUAAUAAUACAGAUGGUAUGAACUGUGAAGAAUCAAUUGUUUCGCUACAAAACCAAGAUCAUGGAAAUGUUCCUGAAGAACAAAUUAAUGAUGAAACAGAUUUUACAAAUUCGAUUAUAGAUUACUCUAUACCUGAAGAAAAUGAUGCGAAGAGAAAUAAUAGGACUGAGAUGAUGGCUUUAUCACGAGAUUCGUAUAAACCUUUACCUACAUCUUUUAUCGUUUCUUCUACCGCUCCUCCUUCUUCUUCUUCGUUAUCUUCUUCUUCUAUAUCCACAUCUGCAACUAAACUUAAUGUGUUUAAAGAUGAUGAGAAAGAUAUAAUUGAUAAUGAAGAAAAUAAUAAUAGUAAUACAGCUAUGAAGCAUUCUAUUAGACCACCAAGAAUAAAAAACAAGAAAAGAAAGAUUAUAGAUGAAAAAAUGCCUGUAUCAAAAUAUCCAGAAAUAGACUCGUCAACAAGAAGAACAAGAGGGAAAACAGUGGACUAUAAAUUACCAUCAUUACGUUCAAAAAUGAGAAGACCGUCAGAAAAAUUUGUUGAUGCUAUAACAACUAUUAAUAUUAAGGAUUUACAGGUAAAUAAAAGAAAACGUAAAAGUAAUAAUAAUGAUGAUAAUAAUCCCGUACCUGAAGAUGAAAUUGUUUCUCUAACUUCUGCUAUACAAACUACUUUGAAAAAUGAUAUCCCUGUCGAUACCCCAAGUACUUCCUCUUCUCCAUCGUCGUCUAUGUUGAAGGAUACGAUAUUUAAGAAAAAACAAUUAAUACAACCAAAAAGUUCGUCUCCAUUGGUAGAUAAAGAUAUCAACAAGAAAAGACCAUCUUCGCAAAAGAAGAAAUUGUUUAAACAUGCAAUUAUUAAUGACCUAAAUGACGAAAUGACGACUGAGUCGAGUGCUAACUCCUCGAGAGCAAAUAAAUCCGUAAGUUUCAGGUUAAAUGAGGAAGAUCUUUCCGUGUUUGAUUUGAUUCCAACCAAGACUGCAACUCCAAAAACUUAUAAAAAUACUAAUAGUAACAGUGGAGGUGGUAACAUUAAUAAUAGUUCCACAACAAGCAAAAUUUCUAGAUUAUGA
This is a messenger RNA of Maudiozyma barnettii, 1752 nucleotides long. RefSeq names its product Sgo1p (gene SGO1). Gene Ontology annotation, biological process: meiotic chromosome segregation. The record is from RefSeq and is a predicted model, not a curated record. The transcript has a single exon. Lineage: Eukaryota; Fungi; Ascomycota; Saccharomycetes; Saccharomycetales; Saccharomycetaceae. Bases 1 to 1752 code for a protein of 583 amino acids. Gene Ontology annotation, cellular component: nucleus; chromosome, centromeric region.